AUGAUAUUGGCCAACAAGGUUGCGACUGCGUCAUUUGAUCAGCUGGCUGCGGGUGGCAUUAGAAUUAUAUAUAAUCAGCCACAACAUGCGAUUCUAGGCGAUCACAGAAGUAUCCCUCAAGAAGAUAUCAAAUUCCUUUGCAACCCAUCUCAGCGGCUUUUUCCACAACACACAGUUUUGAGUGAACGCAAAUUUGGCAAAGACUACGGGAAGAUAUUCAAAUGUUCUUCUUGUGACCGAACUUUCACCUCCAGAUCAGGGUUGUGGUAUCAUGUACAACUUGUUCACGAAGUUCAAAAUUAUCCAUGUGAUCAGUGUUCGAGAACGUUCAGGUUAAAACAAUAUCUUAUUGCACAUAUUCAACAAAUUCAUGAAAAAAGAUUGGCUAAAUGUGAAGAAUGUGGUACAACGUUUGCUUCAUUGGGCAAUUUAAAGAAACAUGAAAAAAGUAUACAUGGAGGCAGAUUAUUCGACUGUCCUUCUUGUGAUCGUUCCUUCACCUCAAGAUCCGGUUUAUGGUAUCACAUUCAUCUUGUCCAUGAUGUUCAGUCAUUUCAGUGUGAUAUAUGCUCCAGGACAUUCGCCCUACGAGUUUAUCUUCACGCUCAUGUACAACAGGUCCAUGGAAAGAGAAUGGUCAAAUGCGAACAGUGUGGCGAUUUUUUCUUGUCUGGAAGCAUUUUCAGGAGACAUCAAGAAACUCGACAUAAAGGCAUGAAAAUCUCACCGCAACAAUACAAUUCCCCGGUUCCACGAAAACCAAAUAAAUUGAGACCUCCUCUAGGUCGACUGAUAUUCAAAUGCGCUAGCUGUAACAAAUCUUUUGCCUCCAGAUCUGAUGUCGCGAUGCAUUACAGACAUGUACACGCUGCUAAAUUAAUUAAGUGCGCCGAGUGUGAUAGAACUUUUACAUCGAAAUCGACUUUGCAAAAUCACGUACGCGUCGCUCAUCCCGAUGAUGAUGAAGAAGAGGAGAUCGCGGAAGAAGUUGACGAGUAUGACGAUGAAGAUGAUGACCAAGUUAAAGUGGAAAUCCCAUCACCACCUCGAAAACCUCCGGCCAAAACAGUCACCAUACUACUUUUCCGUACAAAUAAAAAGCUUCGUCUUCAAAACCCAACUGUUUCAUAA
Messenger RNA from Schistosoma turkestanicum, 1131 nucleotides. The record is from the annotation of a GenBank genome assembly. NCBI's taxonomy places the organism in Eukaryota, Metazoa, Platyhelminthes, Trematoda, Strigeidida, Schistosomatidae.